AUGCUCGACGUUCUCAAACAACUGCGCAAGAAAACUAAAUUGUCUGACAUUGAUGCACCUACAGCAAGGCUCAUCUAUACGGUGUGUGCCUUUGAAACAGCCUGGCAACGACGCAAAGAACCAUCGGUAUGGUGUCAAUUGCUCGAUCGCAAAUCUAUACAAAUUUUAGAAUUUGCCGAAGAUUUAGAAUACUAUUGGAAUGAUGGCUAUGGCUAUGAAUUGACACAUCAAAUUGCCUGUCCAGCCAUAGCCAAUAUGUUUGAGCAUAUUGACCCUUUAUCUUCUUUGCCAAAUGCUACAUUUUAUUUUACACAUUCAGGCACUUUACUUAAAGUACUGGCACAUUUGGGUUUAUAUAAGGAUGAGGCGCCUUUAACCUUUCAAGAUUAUGGUAAACAACGUAAAUGGCGUACCAGCGCCAUUGAUGCUUUUGCCACAAAUGUGGCUUUUGUUUUAUAUGAUUGUGAAAAUGAAGGUCCUAAGGUCUUAACCAUGCACCAAGAGCAAAUAGUGCACAUACCAGGCUGUCCGGUUGACCAUGAUUUGUGCAGUUUGUCUACUUUGCGCAAACUCUUUGCCCACAGUUUAGACAAUUGUAAUUUCAAUGAAAUGUGUGUUUUAAAUGAAAAAAUCUGA
Molecule: messenger RNA, 636 nt
Organism: Lucilia sericata (common green bottle fly)
Lineage: Eukaryota; Metazoa; Arthropoda; Insecta; Diptera; Calliphoridae
Gene: Mipp2
Product: multiple inositol polyphosphate phosphatase 1
Exons: 3
Coding region: 1-636 (211 amino acids)
Molecular function (GO): inositol phosphate phosphatase activity; acid phosphatase activity
Source: RefSeq, a predicted model, not a curated record